Molecule: messenger RNA, 1146 nt
Organism: Linum tenue
Lineage: Eukaryota; Viridiplantae; Streptophyta; Magnoliopsida; Malpighiales; Linaceae
Source: the annotation of a GenBank genome assembly
UACCAUAUCUAUAUCCAUUUGUACAUUCUGCCUCUCCCUGUGGUUGGCUUGCUGAUCAUGGAGUCCCUUUCCAUGAUCCUCUCAUCAUCGUCUCCACCUCUUCUCCAAACCCACUCUAAACCCCUUAAAUCCGCCAUUGUCGUGCCCACCUCAAACUCCAAUCAUCUCCAAUUCCCCUCCCAAUUCAGAAAAUCAUCUCUUUCCUUUACCGCAAUUCACCUCUUCUCCCCUUGUCUCCCUUCCCUCGCCGCCGAAACCCCGGCCGACCAAGUCUCGGACAAAAUCAACCUGGAAUCCGUCCUAGUCUCCAUCGACGACUUCUUCACCCGCUACCCAUUCUUCGUCUCCGGUUGCUUGUUCAUUUGGUUGGUUGUUAUCCCUGUUGGUCAACAGUACUUGAGGAAGUACAGAUAUCUCUCUGCCAUUGAUGCGUUUCGGAAGCUCAGGGACAAUUCCGAAGUGCAGCUUCUGGAUAUCAGGGAUGAGAAGAAUGUGGAGAGUUUGGGUUCGCCUAAUCUGAAGAUUUUGAAUAAGAGCGUGGUUCAAGCUGAGUUUGUGAAGGAUGAGGACGAAGAUGGGUUUGUGAAGAAAGUGUUGGGGAAAUUUCCGGACCCGGAAAAUACAGUGGUUUGCAUUCUGGACAAGGUAGUGCUGAUGAUAAUUCAUUGAGAGCAGCGGAGUUGUUGGUAAAGAAUGGAUUCAAAGAGGCCUAUGCUAUAAAGGGUGGAGUCCGUGGCAAGAAAGGAUGGGUGGCUAUUCAGAAAACAAUGUUGCCGCCUUCUGUUGGUAUGUUCAGCAAGAACAAGGCUAGCAGAACCUCGGUCAAUGAUAGCAAUGGUGCUGCCGCUGCUGCUUCAGUUUCUCCAAAUCAGAAAGAGGGGAAUGGCCGUUUACCUGUGAAAGCUGCAUCGAGUACAAGAGUAGAUUCUAGGUCUCCCUAUCCCAAUUAUCCAGAUUUGAAGCCACCGUCUUCCCCAAUUCCUUCAAAACCAGGCAAUUGAGGCUGCAAGUCCAUUACAUCUUUGGAGGCAGCAAACAUUUUCUUUCUUCCCACUUUUCCUUCUCCAGUGUAGUGUAAACGAAUUGCUUGGUUGUUCAUUCAUUUGUGAGAAAGUUGACAACUUGGUGGUUCUUUUUUGUAUCAUA